Glycine soja is the source of this 1570-nucleotide messenger RNA. RefSeq lists its product as uncharacterized. The coding region runs from base 241 to 1233 and encodes 330 amino acids. The record is from RefSeq and is a predicted model, not a curated record. The transcript is spliced from 2 exons. Lineage: Eukaryota; Viridiplantae; Streptophyta; Magnoliopsida; Fabales; Fabaceae.
UGUUGAGUUGCGUGUUGAAGAGUCUCAAGAUUAUUUUAGAGAUGGCGACAAAAUGUUAACUGCCACUUUUGGGCACUCUCAACUACUCUUCUGUACUUCCAAAGUAGUAGUAUUAAUUUUGAUCUUCUUCUUCAAACUAUAAUUUUAAAGCACAAAUAGACUGGACAACAGUUUUCCCAGAGAGAACAAAUAAUACCAUCACUUGCUCGGCUCCGUUAACAAAACAAGACCAAAAGGAGAAUGGAGUACCAAUCUUUUGGAAGAGUCCAGAGACCAAAAGGGGCUAACAUAAUGCAGGCAUUGAAGGUGAUCCUGGUUUUGGCUGUUGGUGCAUGGCUGUUAUAUCAGGUCAAGCACUCGAGAAACGAUACAGAGAACUAUAGCGAUCAAACCGAGUUUGAUGGAGCUAUAUUGUUGGGGCGUAAAGGGAUGCCAUCACGGUUAGAUGAAAUGGAUUUUCCUGACUCAGGAAAUGUAGAUUCUGCAGGAGAAGCUAAUGAGUCAAGUAAUGGCAGGGAUGAUGGGUCUGGUGGAGCCAAGGAAGAUAAGGCUGAAGAAGAGUUUGGACAUAUCUAUGAGAUAUUCAGCAGAGGAAAAGAAGUGGAACUUGAACCAGAAAGUACUCAACCUGAGUUAUCAUCCAAAAUUCAACACAAACAUUUGUCCAAAACAAAAUCUGAAAAGGUUGGUUUAGAAUCAAGAAGUGAGUCAGGUCACAAAGAGCAUGGCAAUGAGAAAUACCCAAGGAUACCAAUAAUAAAUGAUUCUAAAAGUAAUGACAAAGAAGAAGAAGUACAACUCAGGGAACAGCUAAAGGAAGUGCAGGUUAGAAAGAAUGCUACAUCAGAUUUCUCAAAAAUGGAGAAUGAUGGGGAUGAGUGGCCCAAAAUUAGAGAAAAGGAAACCAGGAUGCACAAAAAUGUGGCCGAUAAUGACAAAAAUGCUGAAGUGACAGAGGAAAUAAAUGAGGUUCAAAGCUUUCAUGAUGAAAAUGGUGUCCCACCUAAUGUUAAUGAAACUGAAAUAGUGCAUGAAGAAAACAUUUCAAAUGCUGGCAAAGGAAGUUGGUUUAGAAAACACAUUUAUGAAGUCACAUAUGUAGAAGAUAACACUGUUGAAGUGAAUUGGGAAGCAUCAAAGAACCAUGCUGAUGAAGAAAUUAAUACAGUAAGUAUUACUCAAGUCGACCCUUCAGGCAUCAAACGCAAUUCAGAAAUUGAUGGAGAUAGCUAGUUUGGUUUUUAUAAGAUUAUGUUUCUCAUAAUUGUAAACAAGAGUGUUCAUAGAUGCCACUUUUCCUUACAAAAAUAAAAUAAAAUUACAGAGCUCUAAGGAGUAAGCUCCUAGGCUAUACAGGAUGUCUUCUUUCUUUAAUUCAUGAUUCAUGACUAUGUAUGAUGUAAUUAUUCAUAGGGAAUGUAACGUUGCAGAUAUUUUCCUCCAAGAGAUCACUAGCUGCACAAUUUAGUCCAGGUUUCAUUUAGAUAUGCAGUAUUCUUUUUCUUGAAUUUGAAAACCUGUAUAGGCUAAGUUCAAUGUAAUUGUUGUGAAUGACACUUGUUUUCAGUUA